Adineta ricciae is the source of this 486-nucleotide messenger RNA. The record is from the annotation of a GenBank genome assembly. NCBI's taxonomy places the organism in Eukaryota, Metazoa, Rotifera, Eurotatoria, Adinetida, Adinetidae.
AUGAGUUCAGCUUUUUUAUUUCGUCGAGUUCUUCAACAAUGUGCUUCGCGAAGUCCGGUGAGUAUCAUUGCAACACGUUGGAGUUCGUCGUCAACUGAAAGUCAAACUGCCGCAUCGCUCGACCCAGAAUUCAAGAAAAAGAUCGAUGAUUUCGUCAAAUCAAACAAAAUUGCCAUAUUUAUCAAGGGCGAACCCAAUGCGCCACGCUGUGGAUUUUCCAAUGCUGUUCUUCAGAUUCUCAAUCUUCACGGUUGUGAUUUUAAGUCAAAGAAUAUUCUUGAAGAUGAACAACUUCGACAAAACAUGAAGAAUUACAGCAAUUGGCCAACGUUUCCUCAAGUAUACUUCGACGGCGAAUUCAUUGGUGGUUGUGAUAUUCUUCUUGGUAUGCAUCAAUCAGGUGAACUUGUCGAUGAAUUGAAAAAAAUCGGUAUUCGAUCCAAAUUAGCAGAUGUAAACAAUAAAAAUGCGUCAACAUCGAAUUAA